CGCGCCUAGCAACGUCACGGCAUUAUAAGCCAACCCAUUACAACUUUAACACACGGAAUGCAAAAUGGCAAAACUGAAAAAUAAAAUUAAGAAAACACUUUCGAGUGCGAGGUUAAUGGUCCGCAAGCUCUUUAUUUGCAUGUGCUGCCCAACUUUAGUCACGACAAUGGAGGUCGACGAAAACGAAUGCGACGAUGCCGAUGACCUUGUGGUGACUCGCGUUUACAGGGCCGCCAGCUUCACCAACUCCGUCACUGCCGACAGGAUGUGCGUCCAGGGCUCAAGAAGCGCGACACAUGCAGAGUCGCAAACUGCCGCCGGAACUAGCAGGCGCACGAAGAAUCUGCACGAGAGAACGCGGAGACCGGUCUCACCGGAAACGUGGGCAAUGUCAAGGGAGCGAAUCUCGUCGUGGAAUCGUGACUCCGAGAAUUUUGCUAUUCCACAGAGCCCGGAAGAAAGCGACACCGGAAGCGAGGUGGGCGACUACGGAGACGCCGGCCUUGACUUGGCAAUAUUGUACUGAGCGAUGACAUAUUAACUGAUGUAGCGUUUUUGUACUGGAUUUAUGUUUUUGUAUGUAUGUUUGUUUGUUUGUAUGUAAUAAAGAAUCGUGUUUGG
This is a messenger RNA of Dreissena polymorpha, 621 nucleotides long. RefSeq lists its product as uncharacterized. The record is from RefSeq and is a predicted model, not a curated record. The transcript has 2 exons. The coding region runs from base 65 to 526 and encodes 153 amino acids. NCBI's taxonomy places the organism in Eukaryota, Metazoa, Mollusca, Bivalvia, Myida, Dreissenidae.